AUGGCGCAGCCAAAGGGGCCCAGCCACGAGAUGCAGGCUUUCAUCGAGCGGGAGCAGCAGUUAGCGCAGAUGCAGCAAAUGAUAGCAACGCUCACAGACGUGUGCUGGGACAAGUGCGUGUCGUCCCCGGGCACCUACCUCUCUGGCCGCGAGACCAGCUGCAUAGAGAACUGCGCCAAGCGGUUCAUCGACACGACGCAGUACAUACUGCAGCGCGCAGCGCACAAGGCGCAGGACCCCAGCAGCGGCUUCUGA
Molecule: messenger RNA, 255 nt
Organism: Monoraphidium neglectum
Lineage: Eukaryota; Viridiplantae; Chlorophyta; Chlorophyceae; Sphaeropleales; Selenastraceae
Product: import inner membrane translocasesubunit Tim8 A
Exons: 3
Coding region: 1-255 (84 amino acids)
Source: RefSeq, a predicted model, not a curated record